Messenger RNA from Amphiprion ocellaris (clown anemonefish), 2918 nucleotides. RefSeq names its product lipase, gastric (gene lipf). The coding region runs from base 139 to 1335 and encodes 398 amino acids. Lineage: Eukaryota; Metazoa; Chordata; Actinopteri; Pomacentridae. The record is from RefSeq and is a predicted model, not a curated record. Gene Ontology annotation, molecular function: hydrolase activity, acting on ester bonds. The transcript has 11 exons.
AAAUCUCUGAAAUCAAACCGUAAACAGCGUGCUUCCGGUCUCUGACCAAUCGCAGGGACUCCUUCCUCUGACGUCACGGGUCUUCCGUCAGUGCGGUUACAGUCAGCUGAUCUCCAGGUUGAGACGGACGGACAGACGAUGUUGUGUGUUGUGGUGUGUGUGUUGUUUCUCUCGGCUCUCGUCCUCGGCGGUCCGACCGACACUCAGCGACGCUCUGAUGUACGACGGCAGCAGCUAGACCCUGAAGUGCACAUGAACAUCUCGGAGAUCAUCUGGAGGUGGGGCUACCCGGCUGAGGAGCACCAGGUCCUGACGGAGGACGGCUACAUCCUGACGGUGAACCGGAUCCCUCAUGGACUGAAGCAGACUGCAGGUUCGAGGCCUGCCAUCUUGCUCCAACAUGGCCUCCUGGCGGCCGGGUCCAACUGGAUCACCAACCCGCCCAACUGCAGUCUGGGAUACGUGCUGGCCGACGCCGGAUACGAUGUCUGGAUGGGAAACAGCCGCGGAAACACCUGGUCCAGGAAACACCGAAGACUAAGCCCCCUGGAGGAAGAGUUCUGGAGGUUCAGCCAUGAUGAGAUGGCCCUGAAGGACCUUCCAGCGGUGGUGGACUACAUCCUGAAGGUGACGCAGCAGCAGCAGAUCUUCUAUAUCGGACAUUCGCAGGGAACCACCAUCGCAUUCAUAGCGUUCUCUACGCUGCCAGAACUGGCCAGUAAGAUCAAGCUGUUCUUGGGUUUGGCUCCCGUAGCAACUGUUGCCUUCACCAGCAGCCCCAUGACCAAACUGUCCUUCCUGCCUGACGCCCUUAUAUGGGACCUGUUUGGGAGGCGGGACUUCCUACCUCAGAGUCACAUGAUCGAGUGGUUUGCGGAACACGUGUGUGAGAAACACAGCGAGUUGUGUGGAAACCUGUUCUUCCUUCUCUGCGGCUUCGACGAGAAAAACCUCAACAUGACUCGGACUCCGGUCUACACGACCCACUGUCCAGCCGGGACCUCCGUCCAGAACAUGGUCCACUGGGCUCAGGCGGUUCAUGGAGGGAAACUGACAGCGUUUGACUUUGGACCUGCAGGGAACAUGGAACACUACAACCAGUCCGUCCCCCCCCAGUACCACGUCCAGGACAUGAAGGUUCCCACUGCCCUGUUCUCAGGGGGACAGGAUACGUUGGCGGACCCUAAAGACGUGGCACUCCUCCUCACCCAGGUGUCCAACCUGGUCUUCCAUCAGCACAUCAAACACUGGGAACAUCUGGACUUCAUCUGGGGGCUGGAUGCUCCUGAGCAGAUGUUUCCCUCCAUCCUGAAGCUGCUGCAGGAGCAUCGCUAGAGAUGGUGGAGGUGAUGGAGAUGAUGGAGGUGAUGGAGGUGGUGGAGGUGAUGGAGGUGAUGGAGAUGGUGGAGGUGAUGGAGGUGGUGGAGGUGAUGGAGGUGAUGGAGGUGCUGAUUAGGACCAGCAGCUCCUGUUGAAUUUUAUCCUGUAGAAGAACCAGCAGACUGAGUUUUAAACCCUCUAACAGUUAAAAUCAAUGUCAGAUUAAAACAUCUUUAAACCGUGGAUCAGGAACAUCCACUUGUUUUAGAGGAAAACAGAACUUUUUAGAAAAACCUCAAAUCGCUCCAGAUGAACGCAGUACCAGCAAAGUAAUGAAGUACAUUUACUCCAGUACUGUAGCUCUCCCCAGUAGUUUCUCCAGGUCGUACUAUGACUACUACUGGUACUACUACUACUACUAGUACUUCUACUACUAGUACUACUACUGGUACUACUACUACUACUUUCUCCUCCUGAUCCAAAACUUUUAUUAGAAAACUUUUAAUGAUGCAGAUUUAAUCCAACAGAUGAUUAACAAACUUUGAAAAUACAAAUCCAGACUAAAGCUGUGAUUUCUGAUCUUAGUGUCUUCUCAAGCUUAUUUUAAAUCUUUUUGUGGUUGUUUUAGUCUCUUUGAGGUUAUUUUAGUCUCUUUGAGGUUGUUUUUUUGUCUCUUUGAGGUUGUUUUGAGUCCCUUUGAGGUUGUUUUGUGUCUCUUUGAGAUUGUUUUGUGUCUCUUUGAGGUUAUUUUUAGUCUCUUUGAGGUUGUUUUGUGUCUCUUUGAGGUUGUUUUGUCUUUUUGAGGUUGUUUUUAGUGUCUUUGAGGUUGUUUGUGUGUCUUUGAGGUUGUUUUGUCUCUUUGAGGUUGUUUUGAGUCUCUUUGAGACUUUUAAAUUCCAGACACACAGCUACAGAUUAAAUUGGCGGGUUCCAACCUUUGUUGAAAAUAUCCUGAACAACUGAACCUGAUUUAAAAACAUCCAAAAAGCGAAAAAUCAAGAAAAGCGUCCAAAAAGCCAAACGAUGAAUGAAAUGUCGAAAUGAAAUUAAAUGGGAAAUGAAAUGUCCCAAAGUACGACUGAGAUCUGCAGGAUGCUGGAACAGGUAAAUAUCCAGGUGUCUUAAGGUGAACGGCGUUUUAUUGAGGAGGGAAGUUUUGAAGUUGCUAAAUGCAGACGAGGAAUUUCUGUUUACUGACAAACCAAACAUGAGCUGGAUUCAUGUGUUCAGCUUCCUGUUUUACAGUGUAGCUGGUUUUAAUCACAUUCCUGUUUGUUCCUUCAUGUACCGAGCAUCUGCACAUACAUGUACAUUUACUCAUUUAAUACGUGCCUUCAGAAUAAAACCAGCUGCAAAAAUUACAUUAAACUCUGUGAAAGAAACUGAAAGAAACUCUAGAAAUAAAUCCAGAUUCCUGAGCCUGGAGCAGUGUUUGAUGAUAUUAAAUCCGUCGCUUCCUGAUCAGCUGCUGAAUGAACCUUGUUUUUGUUCUGAAUUCUGUGAAAUGUGACUUCAGCUGCUUUUAUUCUGUCAACACUUUUACAAACUGUUGCUUCCUGUGUGAAACCUCUCACAUUAAAACUACAGUUUGCUUUCAA